Anoplophora glabripennis (Asian longhorned beetle) is the source of this 2534-nucleotide messenger RNA. Its product is annotated as zinc finger protein 366-like. Gene Ontology annotation, biological process: regulation of DNA-templated transcription. Gene Ontology annotation, molecular function: DNA-binding transcription factor activity, RNA polymerase II-specific; RNA polymerase II cis-regulatory region sequence-specific DNA binding; zinc ion binding. The coding region runs from base 252 to 2294 and encodes 680 amino acids. The transcript has 7 exons. Lineage: Eukaryota; Metazoa; Arthropoda; Insecta; Coleoptera; Cerambycidae. Gene Ontology annotation, cellular component: nucleus. The record is from RefSeq and is a predicted model, not a curated record.
CUCACAGACUGAAUUAUUACUCUUUCACAGUGCAACAGUGUAAAUGAUAUAUCAUCAAAGAUCCCGUUGUAUGUAAGGAAUGCUUUGAUUCUGUGUGCACCCACAACAGUUUCCUAAAAAAUUGCUCGGAAGUACAGGAAAAAAUUAGAUGUCUUUUUAAUAGCGCAGCAACAGAGAGUCAGAUAGAUACGUCACCAUCCGAUUUAUUCGUUAAGACUGAAAACGAGGACAAAGAAUUCGACAUUAAUGAGAUGGAAAUGUCAAUCAAAGCUGAAAGUAUCGACAUAAAAUCGGAAGAUGAGGAAGGGAGCGACUCGCUACUGCAGAGCUCCGAUAGUGGAUCAUUCGAGAAGAGUGACUUUAGAGAUGCAGAAGAGGAUGGAUGUAAACAUGAGAAUAGAGCGACAAACGAAUGUAAUACCAAAGUCAAGCAGGACGACAAAGUAUUUUACAAAUGUGAUAAAUGUAUUUACGAAACUAGAAGCGAGAGUCGUUUUAUAGCACAUCGUGGGAGACACGAGAACGAUUCGGAAGCAUAUAAAUGUGAAUCGUGUGAGUAUGAAACUGAAAAUAAAAAAUUUUUUCAGAAGCACCGGCUAAGGCAUAAAGAUUCUUCAGAAACGCGUAUGCAUCGAUACGGAUCAUGUAAUUACAAGACAAAGAGCAGGUGUGAGCUUGCUAAGCAUCAGGUGAAACACAAAAGCGCAUCUGAAGGGCGAUUGUACGAGUGUGACAUUUGUGAUUUCAAAACAAAGCGGAAGUUCAGUUUUGACAGUCAUUAUAUAAAACAUAAAAACUCAAACAAUCGUGUAGAAUGUGACUAUAAAACCAAAUACACCGCAUUACCGAAUAAGAACAGUUUACAACUACCCAUUUAUAAAUAUGAUGGUUGUACAUACGAAUCAAAAAAUAAGAAAAACUUUACCAGGCAUCAGUUGGUACAUAAAGAUCCUUCGCAGGUCAAAAUGUACAAGUGUAAUAACUGCGAUUACAAAACAAUAAACAAGAAAUGUCUCGAACAGCAUCAACUGAAGCAUAAAGAUCCUUCGCAAGUUCAAAUGUACAAGUGUAACGACUGCGAUUACGAAACUAAAUACAAGGGUGUUAUGAAACAACACCAACUGAGACACAAAGAUCUUUCGCAGAUUCAAAUGUACAGGUGUAAUGACUGCGAUUUCAAAACUAAAUACAAAAGUUGUAUCAAACGGCAUCAACUUAAACAUAAAGAUCCUUCGCAGGUUCAAAUGUACAAGUGUAAUGACUGCGCUUUCGAAACUAGAUUCAAGAGAUAUAUCAAACAUCUUUGCUUCAAAACUGUAACCGUUGAAGGUUUUGAGGUAAUAGACAACGUUAUUAGAGAUACUUUAGAUGUUCUUUUGCUGAAAUUGAAAUUUGAUAGCGAGGGCAAAGAGGUUAUAUGUAACGUUUGCAGAAGAAAGUUAAACGCAGCAUUCGAAUUUAAGGCAACUUGUCUGAAGAACGAUUACACAAUUAUUCCAUAUGUGGAUUGUGAAAAAAUGUUACAGCUCGAUAUAAGAGAUGUGUAUACGAAGGAAAAGACAAACGAGUCAAUGGAUAUUUCAGAUAGUCGGAGAAUAUGUCGAUUGUGUAUGGAGCCAGUAGAAAGUGAGUUUAGGUGCAUUUGUAAAGAGGAGCUUGAAGCUAUCGAGAAAUUGGCUCCUGAAAUGAAUAUAAAUAUCAUCAAAGAUCCCGUUGUAUGUAAGGAAUGCUUUGAUUCUGUGUGCACCCACAACAGUUUCCUAAAAAAUUGCUUGGAAGUACAGGAAAAAAUUGGAGGUAUUUUUAAUAGCGCAGCAACAGAGAGUCGGAUAGAUACGUCACCAGCUGAUUUAUUCAUUAAGACCGAAAACCAGGACAUAGAAUUUGAUAUCAAUGGGAUGGAAAUAUCAAUCAAAGCUGAAAGUGUCGACAUAAAAUCGGAAGAUGAGGAAAUCAGUGACUCGCUACUGCAGAGCUCCGAUAGUGAAUCAUUCGAGAAGACCGUCCUUAGAGAUGCAGAAGAGGAUGGAUGUAAACAUGAGAAUAAAUCGACAAACAAAUCUAAUACGAAAGUCAAGCAGGAUGAAAGAGUAUUUUACACAUGUGAUAAAUGUAUUUACCAAACUGAAAGCGAGGGCCGUUUUAUAGCACACCGUGUGAGACACGAGAACGAUUCGGAAGCAUAUAGAUGUGAAUCGUAUGGCGCUAUCUACUUGGAGAAAUGGGAAGACGUAAUGAUUCGCAACAGGGAGACUAGACAAGGAGCACGUACUCAUACGGGAAAAUUGACAUAAUUUGUCCAAGAAAUGGCAGAAGUUGGGGUGUCGCUAGUGCUCCAUGUGUACCGAAGUGAAAAGAGCAUAAUAAACACGAGGGAAGUACAUAUGUGCUAUUAUACAGGGUGCCGCCUCGUACUGAUUUUUGAUGUGCGGCCUACCAGUUUUUGAUACCAAUACUAGCAUCAUGAACGCAGGUUGUGGGAUUUUAAUGGUAAACAAAUAAUUACGUUCAAACGUCAAAUAACAUAGGUUAUU